Messenger RNA from Camelus dromedarius (Arabian camel), 10662 nucleotides. RefSeq names its product tau tubulin kinase 2 (gene TTBK2). Gene Ontology annotation, molecular function: protein serine/threonine kinase activity; ATP binding. Gene Ontology annotation, cellular component: ciliary basal body; nucleus; ciliary transition zone. The transcript is spliced from 15 exons. Bases 482 to 4216 code for a protein of 1244 amino acids. NCBI's taxonomy places the organism in Eukaryota, Metazoa, Chordata, Mammalia, Artiodactyla, Camelidae. The record is from RefSeq and is a predicted model, not a curated record. Gene Ontology annotation, biological process: signal transduction; peptidyl-serine phosphorylation; cilium assembly.
GGCAGGGCAGGUGGGCUAGGCUGUGCCGGGUUGCGAAGGGGGAGAAUAACGUCGGGUCGGGUCAGCGGGUGCUGCAGUAGUCGCCGCAGCGGCGAUGGGAGCGGUGGGGACCAGGCGGCGGCGGCGGCGGCAGGAGGAGGAGCAGGGGCUGGCACAACAGCAGCGGCUGGGGGCGGCCAGCAGCAGCAGCAGUAACAGCAGCAGCCGCCGUCGCCGCCAGUAAACGCGGACGGUACCCGAGGGGACUACCCAGCCGGCCGGCGCUCGAAGCCGCGCUCGGGUCCCACCGCAUUGGGCGGCGGGGGAUGGGCAGGCGGCGGACGUCCCGCCUGCUGAGGGUUGACCCCUGCCCGUCCCGGCCCUGAGCUAGACUCGAGCCCUCCGCCCGAAAUCCCUGCGUCCGCCAGGGCCCAGGUUAAAUGGAAACCACCCUUGGGAGCUGGAUGCCUGUGUAGCCAUUCUGCCACAUCAGUGAAUUGCAAUGAGUGGAGGAGGAGAGCAGCCAGAUAUCCUGAGUGUUGGAAUCCUGGUCAAAGAAAGAUGGAAAGUGUUGAGGAAGAUUGGGGGUGGGGGCUUUGGAGAAAUUUACGAUGCCUUGGACAUGCUUACCAGGGAAAAUGUUGCACUGAAGGUGGAAUCAGCUCAACAACCAAAACAAGUUCUGAAAAUGGAGGUUGCUGUAUUGAAAAAACUACAAGGGAAAGACCAUGUUUGUAGAUUUAUUGGAUGUGGGAGAAAUGAUCGAUUCAACUAUGUGGUCAUGCAGUUGCAGGGUCGGAAUCUGGCGGAUCUACGUCGUAGCCAGUCCCGGGGCACAUUCACCAUUAGCACUACUCUUCGAUUGGGUAGACAGAUUCUGGAGUCUAUUGAGAGCAUCCAUUCUGUAGGAUUCUUGCACCGAGACAUCAAGCCGUCUAACUUCGCCAUGGGUCGCUUUCCUAGUACGUGUAGGAAAUGUUACAUGCUUGAUUUUGGCUUGGCUCGACAGUUUACCAAUUCCUGUGGUGACGUGAGACCACCUCGAGUUGUGGCAGGCUUUCGAGGGACAGUUCGUUAUGCAUCAAUCAAUGCUCAUCGGAACAGGGAAAUGGGAAGACAUGAUGACCUUUGGUCCUUAUUCUACAUGUUGGUAGAAUUUGUGGUUGGUCAGCUGCCCUGGAGGAAAAUAAAGGACAAGGAACAAGUUGGCUCUAUUAAGGAGAGGUAUGACCACAGGCUUAUGUUGAAACAUCUGCCUCCAGAAUUCAGCAUCUUUCUGGACCACAUCUCCUCCUUGGAUUAUUUUACAAAACCAGACUACCAGCUUCUUACAUCCGUGUUUGACAACAGCAUCAAGACCUUUGGAGUAAUUGAGAGUGAGCCUUUCGACUGGGAGAAGACUGGAACUGAUGGCUCCCUCACAACCACCACCACUUCUACCACCCCUCAGUUGCACACCCGCUUGACCCCUGCGGCAAUCGGAAUUGCCAAUGCCACGCCCAUCCCAGGAGACUUGCUUCGAGAAAAUACAGAUGAAGUGUUUCCAGAUGAACAGCUUAGUGAUGGGGAAAAUGGCAUCCCUGUUGGUGUGUCACCAGAUAAAUUGCCUGGAUCUCUGGGACACCCUCGUCCCCAGGAGAAGGAUGUCUGGGAAGAGAUGGAUGCCAACAGAAAUAAGAUAAAGCUUGGGAUUUGUAAGGCUGCUACUGAAGAGGAAAACAGCCACGGUCAUGCAAAUGGUAUUCUGAAUGCUCCAAGCCUUGGUUCGCCAAUUCGUGUCUGCUCAGAGAUUACUCAGCCAGACAGAGAUGUUCCAUUGGUGCGAAAGUUACGUUCCAUCCACAGCUUUGAGCUGGAGAAACGUCUGGCGCUGGAGCCAAAGCCAGAUACCGACAAGUUUCUUGAGACCUGCUUGGAGAAAAUGCAGAAAGAUUCCAGUGCAGGAAAGGAAUCUCUUCUCCCUGCUCUGCUUCAUAAGGCUUGUAUUCCUGCUGUGUCCCGUACUGACCACAUCUGGCACUAUGAUGAAGAAUAUCUUCCAGAUGCUUCCAAGCCUGCGUCUGCCAACACCCCUGAACAGGCAGAUGGUGGUGGCAGCAAUGGAUUUGUAGCUGUUAACCUGAGCUCCUGCAAGCAGGAGGUUGAUUCCAAAGAAUGGGUGAUUGUGGACAAGGAGCAGGACCUUCGGGAUUUUAGGACAAAUGAGGCUUUAGGCCAUAAAACAACUGGAAGCCCUUCCGAUGAAGAGCCCGAAGUACUUCAGGUUCUAGAGGAAUCACCUCAAGAUGAAAAGCUCCGAUUGGGUCCUUGGGCAGAAAAUGAUCAUUUAAAGAAUGAAACCUCAGGUGUGAUCUUAGCACUUUCCAGGGAGUGCCCUGGCACUGCUGCUUCGGAACAAUAUGCAGAUAGGCUGGAACUCCAGGCUGGAGCUGCGAGUCAGUUUAUUGCAGUGACACCCACAAGUCCAAUGGAGGCCCAAGCGGACGGACCCCUCACGGCGAUUACAAUUCCUAGACCUUCUGUGGCAUCUACACAGUCGACUUCAGGGAGCUUUCACUAUGGUCAGCAGCCAGAGAAGAAAGGCCUUCAUCCCAUGGAGCUCACUGUGGAGCUUUACUCUCCCAGGGAGAACCUCUCUGGCCUUGUUGUAACAGAGGGCGAACCUCCUAGUGGAGGAAGCAAAACAGAUUUGGGGCUUCAGAUAGAUCAUAUUGGUCGUGACACGUUACCCAAUAUUAGAGAGUGCGACAAAUCCCAAGACCUGGGACCAAAAGACCUUCCUGACCAUAAUAGACUGGCUGGGAGAGAAUUUGAGAGUCUUCCUAGGGAAACAGAAGAGAAAAGCAUUCUUCUAGGAUCAGAUAAUGAAGAUGAGAAGUUAAAUAAAGGGCGGCAUUAUGUUGAGAUCUCCUCUCUCCCCAGAGACCUGGUAACAGUGGAGAGGGAUCACUCAGCUACUACUGAACCUCUUGAUGUGACAAAGACACAGACUUUUAGUGUGGUGCCAAAUCAAGACAAAAAUCAUGAGAUAAUGAAGGUUCUGGCAGCUGGAACUUCAGAAAUACUUCCACAAGUUAUUGACCCACAUGUUGAAGGACAGAUAGGCCAGGUGGCUGCAAUGCAAAAAAGUAAACUAUCUAAAGAUUAUGAAAUCAAGAGUGAAGACUUGCCGAGUCAUCAAGGAGAUCUGUCUACUUUUUUGCACCAAGAGGGUAAGAGAGAGAAAAUUUCUCCUCGAAAUGGAGAACUAUUUCAUUCUGUUUCAGAGAGUGAACAUUGUCCACCAUCCCGGAAGGAUGUGGUUAGGUCAUCCUUUGUAACUAGACACAGCCGAAUCCCUGUUUUAGCACAGGAGAUAGACUCAACUUUUGAAUCAUCCUCUCCAGUCUCUGCAAAAGAAAAGCUCCUCCAAAAGAAAGCUUAUCAGCCAGAUCUAGUCAAGCUUCUGGUGGAAAAAAGGCAACUCAAGUCUUUCCUUGGGGACCUCUCAAGUGCCUCUGAUAAAUUGCUAGAGGAAAGACUAGCCACUGUUCCUGCUCCCUUUGCUGAGGAGGAACUCUUUACUCCCUUUUCAAGACUGGCUGUAGAAUCACACCUGAGCAAGUCAGCUGAAGACAGCUUUCUGACACCCAUCAUCUCCCAGUCCAGAAAGAGCAAAAUUCCAAGGCCAGUUUCAUGGGUCAACACAGAUCAAGUCAAUAGCUCAACUUCAUCUCAGUUCUUGCCUCGGCCACCACCAGGAAAGCCACCUGUGAGGCCUGGAGUAGAAGCCAGGCUCCGCAGAUAUAAAGUCCUAGGGAGUAGCAAUUCCGACUCAGACCUUUUCUCCCGCCUGGCCCAGAUUCUUCAAAAUGGAUCUCAGAAACCCCGGAGCACUACUCAGUGCAAGAGUCCAGGAUCCCCUCACAAUCCAAAAACACCACCCAAGAGUCCAGUUGUCCCUCGCAGGAGUCCCAGUUCCUCUCCUCGAAGCUCUUCCUUGCCUCGCACAUCCAGUUCCUCACCAUCCAGGGCUGGACGGCCCCACCAUGACCAGAGGAGUUCAUCCCCGCAUCUGGGGAGAAGCAAGUCACCUCCCAGCCACUCAGGAUCUUCCUCCUCCAGGAGGUCCUGCCAACAGGAGCAUUGCAAACCCAGCAAGAACGGCCUGAAAGGAUCCGGCAGCCUCCACCACCACUCGGCCAGCACUAAAUCUCCCCCAGGGAAGAGUAAGUCAGCCAGUAAACUCAGCAGAUAAGAGCCGGGCUGCAUCCUUGUGAAAGGUGUGAGAUCUUCCUCCUAAACUUGAUGCAUGUGUGUCUCUGUACUGUUUAUUUUAAAAAUCAGUGUUGAUCUUCUCUUGCAGAAGAAAGUAACAUGAUAAAUUAUUUAUAAGAAGAUAUAAAUACAUGAUAAGGAAUUAUCUAAGGCGGGCAGCAAGCAGAUCAGGAAUCAGUCAAUGCCUUUGCAUAGGAAUGGGCAAUCCAGCAAAAUCCAAGGGGCAGAAGCUGAUUAAAUGAACUCUCAUUUCUUAGCUGCCUUUGAAACAAAAAUGUUGAAGGUAGGAAGAGGAAUGGAAUUUCAAGGGGUUUAGCCUACUUUUAAAAAGGCCCUACUCAAAGAUUAUAUAGCAGAAGUGAAACUCCUCAUUUUAAUAUUCUCAUUCAAGACUUUCUGACCUUGGAGAGUCAGAAUUGCUCCAACGUUAGUGUCUGUUGCUAGGAAGCCAGUGCGCAUAUGCAUUUGGCUUGUGUGUUUAUCUGGUGUGUUGAGAGUUCACACCUUUACUUUGCCUCAUUCCUAGUUCCCUUCCUGAAGUUCUUAUUUUUUAAAGUUAGUGUUUCUCACCUGAUCCAGUCUCUCUGCUCUUAUUUUAACAAUACAUUCUAAUGUGCUUUUAGCAGCACAUGCUGAGAAUUUCAAAUCCAGUUACUUUUUUUAAUCCCCUAAUAUUUCUGUUUGGAGCAACAGUUCUUAACUCAGUGUAUUUUUAUUGUGAGGAAUAACUGAUGAAACUUAGGUAAAGGAAGGAAGAGUCUAAAUAGGGCUGCUUUGCCGGCGUUAGUGCUUUAAGAAGAGGGACAGAGUGGGGGUUAUAUCCUUCAAAAUAGGAGAACCCUCUUCUUUCCUGUUACUUUCCUCCUUGUGGACGAAAAACUGACCAGAGUAGACCUUGCUUCCUUAAGUUUUUUAGGUACCAACUAUUUCAAAUGUCAACCUCCAAGACAAUACCAGGGAAGUACGUUGCUGUGGAAUGUGACUUUAUGCUUUUAGAGCCUUAGAAAGAAAAAUAGAAACAAAUUAGGAAUGUUGAGGCUUAAAAUUCUCAAACUUUGUAUUUUAUACACUGAGCCAAUAAGGAAUGAGUAUCUGAGGAAAUAAAUUUAGGCUCAAUAUUUAUCUUUUAAUGUUUUAUUAUCUGCUUCUUCUGUGCUUUAGUUUGAAUAUUUGGGCUUCUUGACCUGAUUUCAAUGUAAUCUUAAUUUACAAAGCUGUAAGGAAGGCUACAUUUGUUCUGAUAUCACUCUUCUGCUAGCAGGAAUCAGGCAAAGUUAAAUUAUACUAGACUUUUUAAAUGGGCUUUUUUAUACUCUGUAGUUUUUGUGUUAUAAAGACCUUAUUAAGGUCAGGUGAAUUGGUCUGCUUGCUGUUGAAAUUUGCCUUCUAGCAAACACCUGUGCUUUCUCUUUGACCUUUUGUUUCCUGCCAAACCUGAUAUGGUUGAAUUGGAAAACAAAACAAAACAAAAAAAAGAAAGCUAUUUUCUCACCAAGUGAACAUAUUCUAAUGCUGCAUCAAAGCUGCCCUGAAGCUGCACUGAACUUACCUUGUUCUCUUUAUCUGUGUUGAGCUUUUUUUAAAAACAAAACAAAACAAAACAAAACUCGAAACACUACCGAGGCAUAUUAUGGUCUCCCAUAAGAAAUGUAGCAUAAUGUGGAAUCUCAAUUUCUCUCCGGUUUCAAGACUACAGAGGAAUGCAAUAGAUAGACAUAUCUGCUGUUUAACUAAAGCAACUGUAAUAUUGGAAGACCGAUCCUUCUGUAUUAUAUUGUAUAAUAGUUGCUAUAACACUACUUGCAUGUCUUCAUGGUAAAUUAUAUAAAUAUUUAUAAAUAUAUAGAGAAACAUAUGCUUAUAUAAACUCGUUCUUUUUCAUUCUCCAUUUGUAAUUUCAAGCUCACAGAUGGUGAAAUUACUUUUUAUUGUGUGCCUCGUGUACACUUGCAUAUCUUUAUUUUCUGAAAAUAUGUUCUUGGCAUGUGACAUUUCAGAUUCUUGCCUGCCUUGUGUAUAAUGCAAGGGUUGGCAGUCUUUAAUAAGCCAAGAUAGGUUAUUUAAUUUUCAUUUUUAAAAAAUUUUAAUAGGGGAAGAAUUACUGGGACAUGCUUGUAAUAUUGGUUCAAGGAUUUGUCAUGUUAAUCACAUAAUUCUGUCCUUAUGGUUGGAGUGGAUAAACUGGGAUGAUCAUGGGUCUGACAUACUGGUGUUUUUUUUAAGUCUCUUAAAAAUUACCACUCUGCUUCUUUUCACCUCACUUUUUUGGGGGGUGGGGGAGUAUUCUACAAUUAAGAAAUUAUCUUCUUUCUUCUGUUUUAUAAGCUAAUUAGUGCUAAAAGUAGCCAGCUUUAAAUCCUGACCCCUCUAAUCAGAAAUAUGCUCAUGGUAACAUAACUAUUUGAAAAACUAAUGAGGCUACAACUAUGGUAUGUGUGUUAUUUUAUUUCUUCCUGGCAUUUCUCUUCUAGCAGUCGAAACCAUCAAUGAUGGCAACAUGGCAGCUGAAUACUUUCUCUCUUUAUUCCUUCCACUUUUUCCCAGCUUUUCCACUAUGUUGUCCCCUUUUCUAAAUGGCACAGACAAACUGAAGAUCUGGAGAGAAACAGCCUCAUUGUGUAAAAAUAUUUUAUUUUGCAUGUAGAGAAGAGAGUUAACCAAAGAUAUUUCUGCUCUGAUACUUUCAAAUGAAGACAAAUUAUAUCUUAUGUAUCAAUAGAUUCACUUAAAAACACUAUCUUAUAUAGAGAUUUACUCUAUGGUUUUUAAAAACAUAGUUUAUGCUGUUAGAUUUUAGAUGUCUUGGGCUAAAAAGAGAAGUUGACAGCCCUGAGCAAAGCACUUUGGGCACAAGGAUUUUUGUUUUCGUUUUAUUUUAGAGUAUGAUACAAAAAAUGAGUUGGGUUCUUGUUGCUGUUAGUUAUUUUUUAUUUUUUAUUUUUUUUUUAGUGAUGGCAUACUUCAGAUUUCAGUGACAAACAAAGACCAUCCAAGUAAUUUUAAACUGUUUUGGUUAUUUUACCUAAGAUGAGGGACAUGGCCAUCAAAGUCAGGCUAAACUAUACUGAGUGGUAUGGGGCAGAAGUUAAAAUUAUCUCUUGAAAAUCAAGUGCCUCCUAGUUUCUCCUAUCACAACAAAGUUGCUAGUUACCUAGUCAUACUUGCCCCUACCCUCCGUUGUCUGUUCUCUGGAAUUACUCAGGUGGAACAGAAGAUAGAAUUAGCAACAGCUCAGUCCCUUUAGGUAACAUUCUUCCAAAAUUAUGCUGCCAGAUCUCCAGGGUGUACAGAUUGUUUGAAAUAUUCAAAUUCCACACAGCAGUCUUUUGCACAGUUUAAAGGCAUUUAACUUUGAUGUACAAUGAACAGAGAAGGACAAUUGGGUUAUAUCAAAUUUACACUUAAAGCACAGAUUAUAAACAUCGUUGAAUGGUAAAUCUUAACUAGGCACUCUUCAUUCUCAACUCAGUAUGCAAGCUGGCCUUGCUGACAGUGGCAUAGUUACAUUUACUGCUUUUAAGUUGCAUGUUGCAGAGUGUUUUUAAGUUGCCAAGUGAAUCAAAUUCUAAAUAAGUAGCAAAAUGGUAAUUGAAGCCCACUGUUGUCAUUAUCCACUUUAUAUAAUUUGCUUUAAAAUACUAAACAAAUAGCUGUUUACUAACCCAGUGGACCUAGGGUGCAGUGUUUCUUUCUGUUUUUCUCUUAGGCACCAUAGGAACUUGAGGUUCUUCAGUAAUCAUCAGAGAUUCCUUCUAGGCCACAGAUUUUUUUGGUGAAUAUUUCCAUGGUUAUAUUUCAAUCAACAAGGGAAAAGUGUACACUGGUGCAUGUUUUAUAAGCCCAGACACAGAUAGUUAAAACUGUAACUAGUUUUUCUGUAUCCAGUAGCUUUGAAUAAAAACAGAUGCUUUCCCUUCAAGAGCAGAGGAUUCUUUAUUCUAGGAACUAUAUUAGUCUAACAUUAGGAAUUGGUGAUAGGAGAAACAGGAUCCAGCAUUCAGAAUUUAGUGGCUUAGGGGGGAAAAAUGCAUCUUACCCUGGCUAUUUGAAGAUAUAUUUAUUUGUAGAUAAGUCUAGAUUUAGUCUUGAAGAUCAAAAUUUUUCACAUUUUAAAACUUUUUCAUUCCUUUAUAUCACAACAUUUAUAUCAAAACAUGGCGUAUGUUAGGGAACCAUUUCUUCUGUUAUGUUCAUGUGUUUUGGAAUUAAGUUAUUUGCAUUCACUCUUAAAGUCUGCCCAUUUCUGUUUAUGUGUAUUUACCAUAGAUGUGUUGGGACUUUGCCAAAAGGGAGAGAUAUUUACAACAACUGUAUUGUUUUAACUUUCUUCGGUUUGGUUCUGUCGACAGUUUAUUUGUAAAAUAGUUAUCUAUGUUCGAAUACAAAAAGUACUACAGGGUUAAGACACGUCAUUCAUUGUGGUGGCCGUCAUAUGUCAAUAUGUAACCCGAGUUCAGGAAUCACAGGUGCCUAUUUAGACCUUAACUUAGAGAAGGGAACAAGAGGCAGUUCCAGUCCUCAGACAAUAAGGAAGAAUAAAGGACAUGGAAAACCCCGGGUGACUGUUAGGACAUCCCUCUUACCCGUCUUCAUCCAGUAGAACUCUGGUGUGAACCUCAAGGAUGUGGGAAUAGUGUGGAAACAUAUCAUUGGAUAGUCUCAAGAGUUUGGCUGUCCCUCUGGAAUUAUGAGAAAUUUAACCCAAGUAGACUCAGGAGUCUGCAGAAUCUGUUGCUAACAUUGCUAGGGAGAACUGCGAGAGACACUUGGGGAAUCCCAUAGUCCUUGGGUAACUCUAGAACGUGGGACAAGGAUCCCUGUUCAUUUAAAAGGGAAUUUGGAUGCUGCACACCUCAAAUCCAAGGCUGGACAUGAAAUGAUGAUAUUAAAGUCUUGACCCAUCAAUACAUUUUCUAAGUCAGUUGGGAUUAUCUGCUCCGACUUUUAAAUCAUAAGCUUGAUAUUUAAUUCCUCCCCUUAAGCAAAUUUGGAUUAGGAAAUUAGAGUAUGUGACAAGACCAGACUCACCUUGAGGUGAUACACAAUCUCAAGACACUGAAUAGCCAAGUAGAAACCUUUACUAAGUAAUGAUUUGUGUAUUUCCUUAGAUUUUGCUGGAUCCUUGGUCUUAAGGAGGCAAUGUAAAGGAAGUGAAGCCUUUUUCUUCAUGGCCCUGUGAAACUUUAAUAGGAUCUGCCUCUUUAAUUGGAAGUGACAGUGUGGGUGCAGUAUAUAUAUAUAUAUCACUGGUGAUACUGACAUUAUCUCUCAGAUACCCUGGGCUAGGGGUUCCUUGACGUAAAGAACAGGAUUCAGUUGGGGCAGGCUUUGAGCCCAUGUGACUAUAGAAUUUGCUGAUGACAUAAUUUUAUACACUAAUGAUAGGAAAUUUUCUCUCUUCAGUAGUUUAAUAUUGUUUCCUAUUGUAUACAUAAGUGUUCACCCACCCAGUUAAAAACACUGGGUAAACCAAAUUUUUAUAUCGACUGCCCUUACUAUAUGUUGCUUUUUAUUUCCCCCUUAAAAUACACAGUUUAAAUCUAUAAAAAUUCAUGCACAGCACUCCGCCAUACCUGGAGUCUGUCUGGGUGUUCUUAACGCAUCCAUAAGGAACAAACCUACCAGAGCUUGAAGGUGGUUUAUUUUAGGGAUCAACCCAGAGAGGAUUAGGAUUUUUUUCUUUUUAAAUUAUUCACCAGUUAGGUAAAUUUAGUUCACUAACGUAAAAAGCAUUCAGAAACACAAAAAUAGGAAGAUAAAGGAAAUAUACACUGUGCCACUUGGGGCUCUGAGGUUGGAUUGGGUGAAGUGAAUAAAGAAAAGAACCCAUGACCCAGGCUUGAGCUCCCUCGCUUCUCAUGCACAGUUCCUGGUCCUGCUCCUGACUCCUCUCCUAAAAUAGCCAGUGCUGGUUUCAUUGGGCCAUUUACUUAAGAGUUCACAGCUUUUAGGGAAAAAAAGGGAGUUGGGAAACAUCUAGUUUUGAAUUAGAUACAAAUCUUGAAAAUUAUGAACUAUUGGCAGCUGUUAAAUCAGAUGGAACCACAAACAAGAAUUCUCUCGUCAAGCAAGACCAGUAAGUUAGAAGACUGUAAUAAUUCCAGUUUUCUCCCUUUCUUCUCCUUUUCAUGAAAUCAGAGUGAUGAGAAACUGCUCUUUGAAAUACCUCCAAAGGUAUUGUAUUGUGUCCCUUUCCCCUCCACGCGGCCCUCUGCAUUUUUGCUCAGGCAACCAAGGACAUAGAGUAAUUGGCAGAAACAUGGAGUGCUUUUGUAUAGGACAUCUGUACAUAAAAGUGUAAUUAUUUAUUUAAUUUUCCCAUUUGUAUCAUAUUAAAGCUUUGUACAGUGUUUUAAGUUCUGUUUUAAAAUUAUUUUGUAUUUUAUUUUUAUAAUCUAGUAAUAAAAUAUCCAUUCCGCAUGCAAA